AUGGCACCUACUUCUUACAUUGCACCGCUUGGCGACUCAACUUCUGUGUUCAAGGAAGAUAUCUUCAAAGGAAAGGUCUUGUUUUGUACCGGAGGAGGUUCGGGAAUAUGCAGAGGAAUGACAGAAGCUGUGAUGCGCCAUGGAGCCGAUGCAGUUAUAGUUGGACGAAAACUUGAUCGUCUUACCCAAGCAGCGAAGGAGCUAUCUGAAGCGACUGGAAGAACAUGUAUUCCCGCACAAGCGGACGUAAGACAACCUAAUAUGCUGAAAGACGCAGUCAAAAAGACGAUCGAAAAGUUCGGAAAGAUAGACUUCGUAAUUUGUGGUGCCGCUGGUAACUUCUUGGCACCAAUAUCUGGUCUCUCGGAGAAUGCUUUCAAGACCGUUAUGGAGAUCGAUACCCUCGGAACUUAUAACACGAUCAAGGCCACCAUCGCACAUAUUCGUCAGUCGAAGGGUUCUUAUAUCCAUGUUAGUGCCACUCUACACUAUAAAGCAACGCCAUAUCAAGUUCACGUCUCCUCUGCCAAAGCUGCAGUCGAUGCCCUUUCUGCUGUUCUCGCUGUCGAAGAAGGUCCGCAUGGCGUGCGCUCGAAUGUGAUUGCACCUGGUCCUAUAGGCAAUACCGAAGGCAUGCAACGUUUAUCCAAUCUCGCAGAUGGAAUCGGUUCCCUAUUUCCUCUUGGUCGCGUCGGUGAGAUCAAAGAUGUUGCCAACGCCACCGUAUUUUUGUUUAGUGAAGCUGCAUCGUAUAUUACGGGCCAGAUAGUUGUUGUUGAUGGUGCAAUGGAGCAUAUGAGGCAGUUCCAAUUUCCCUACCCUCAGGCUGUUUUGGACCCAGGAAGUGUUCGAGAUAUGAUACAAGGAAAGCUCUAA
Molecule: messenger RNA, 876 nt
Organism: Lentinula edodes (shiitake mushroom)
Lineage: Eukaryota; Fungi; Basidiomycota; Agaricomycetes; Agaricales; Omphalotaceae
Product: 2,4-dienoyl-CoA reductase
Exons: 6
Coding region: 1-876 (291 amino acids)
Biological process (GO): fatty acid catabolic process
Molecular function (GO): 2,4-dienoyl-CoA reductase (NADPH) activity
Source: RefSeq, a predicted model, not a curated record